AUACUGAUAACAUUACUUGACAUAAUCUGAGUUGAGCGUGUUGUUGUAGUCUGCUGUUCUGCGCUUGAAUACCAUUAAUAUUUUCUCUUGUACAACGCGAUUUUGGGAAUAAAUAAUGGCGUCCGAAGGUAAACUAGAGAAAAUGGAAGUUGAUUACUCAACAACGGUGGACAGGGUAAUUCCAGAAUGCCAGCAAAUUGCAGCGGAUGGAAAACUCAAUGAUGCUGUGGAUAAAUUAUUGGCACUAGAAAAACAGACAAGAUUGGCUGGUGAUAUGAUCUCUACCGGAAAACUUCUUGUGACCAUUGUGAAACUCUGCUUUGAAGCAAAAGAAUGGGACAUGCUCAACGAUAAUAUUAUUGUCAUCACCAAGAAAAGAAGCCAACUCAAACAAGCAGUUGCAAAGAUGGUCCAAGAAUGCUAUAAAUAUGUUGAUCAAACACCUGAUAUGGAAACUAAAUUAAAAUUGAUUGAUACAUUGAGAACAGUAACUGAAGGAAAGAUUUACGUUGAAAUUGAAAGAGCAAGAUUGACAAGAAUUUUGGCAAAAAUCAAAGAAGAUCGAGGUGAAAUUGCUGAAGCUGCAAGUAUAUUGCAGGAAUUACAAGUUGAAACGUUUGGAAGUAUGGAGCGUAAAGAGAAAGUUGAGUUCAUACUUGAGCAGAUGAGAUUAUGUCUUGCAAAGAAGGACUACAUUCGAGCUCAAAUCAUCAGCAAAAAAAUUAGCAUCAAAUAUUUUGAAUCUGAGGACGAAGAAAUUCAAAAACUGAAACUACGAUACUACGAAAUGAUGAUAGAACUGGACUUGUCAGAGAAUUCCUAUUUAUCAACUUGCAAGCAUUUUAAAGCUGUUUACGAUACACCGCUCAUUCAGAAUGAUCCGAUGAAAUGUCAACAGGCAUUGAAGAGUGUUGUGCUGUAUGUUAUAUUAUCUCCAUAUGACAAUGAACAAUCAGAUAUGCUGGAAAGAACAAAACAAGAGAAAAAACUGGAAGAAAUUCCCAAGUACAAAUCUCUUCUUCAAUCAUUUGUGUCUCAAGAAAUCAUGCAAUCACAGCAUGUUUGUGAAAUGUAUGAAAAAGAACUUCGUGAUGGAAGCCCAGGUAGUCCAUGUACUGAUGUGUUCCUACAUACUGAUGAUGGGAAUACAAGAUGGAAACAUUUUGCAAACAGAGUAGUGGAACAUAAUAUUCGAAUCCUGGCCAAAUACUACACCAGGAUUACUAUGAAGAGAAUGUCAGAACUUUUGACUCUUUCUGUGCAGGAAGCCGAGGACUAUCUUUCCAAGCUCGUAGUCAACAAAACAGUCUACGCAAAGAUAGAUCGUCUUGAUGGUGUCGUCAACUUCGCACGACCGAAGGAUCCAAGCGAUGUACUAACUGAAUGGUCACACAAUGUUAAUCAGCUCAUGUCACUUGUAAAUAAGACGACCCAUCUUAUAUCCAAAGAAGAAAUGGUUCAUAGCUUGAAAUAAAUACUGGGACAGUAAAGGGCUAAUUUUUAUAGAAUAUUGAGAGAGAGUCUCAUAGAUAGGAUUAAACAUUCUUCUUUGCUACAUUUUCCAAGUUUAUUUUUGGGUACUUUCGUAGUGUGUGUCCCAGGUUGGGGUUAGACCUUAAUUUUAUUCCAAUUUUUUCUAUUGUAGUUCUAUUAAGAGUUCAGGGACUGUCUGCGAUAGCCAAGUGGAUAUACAACUUUACUCAAUUUGAUGUAAAGUAGGCAAACAAAAUUAUUUACCUCCAUAUUGGUACACACACUUCUGGAGAGCCCUUUUUUGUGUAGUCUUAAAAAGUCCCUGAAGUUUAUCCUAUUUCCAAAAUGCAUACUGGCUGCUUUUUUGGUGUAAGAAUUUGCUCAAUGUUCAAAUAUUUGUGUUAAGUUCUCUCUUGAGAAGUCUGUGUACAAGAAAUUCUUUUGUUUGAAUCAAAAUUCAUGUUUGAUGCUCCUAAGUUGAUAUUUCCAAAAUGUAUGCUCACAACUGGUGUAAGAAUUUGUCCCAUAUUCAAUUAUUCGUAUCAAUUUUCCUCUAAGAAAUCUUGAGAAUUCAUUAGGUAUAAACUUUGAGCGUUUCCAGAAGUUUUCAAGAAUUUUUUGUUAUAAUUUUGACAUAACACUUAUCUGGUAUUCAAUGUUUGUAUCAAAUUCUCUCCCGAUAAAAAGUAUUCGUUUCGUUUAUAUUCAAAUUUUUAUGUGAAGUAUCCUCCUGAAAAAAAAUUAGGCACAUUUUCUCAACAUUUCUUCGAUAAAGUAACCAAACCAUAAGUUAAUAUUUCGAUAUGUUUUAGCCUUAAACUUGGUUCCAACUCCAGCAGCUUGUCUUCUAAUUUCAUUUAAUAUACUUGAAAUAUAAAUUCACAAACUUUUG
Molecule: messenger RNA, 2365 nt
Organism: Styela clava
Lineage: Eukaryota; Metazoa; Chordata; Ascidiacea; Stolidobranchia; Styelidae
Source: RefSeq, a predicted model, not a curated record